Messenger RNA from Ipomoea nil (Japanese morning glory), 2247 nucleotides. RefSeq names its product putative lipid II flippase MurJ. Bases 573 to 2000 code for a protein of 475 amino acids. The record is from RefSeq and is a predicted model, not a curated record. NCBI's taxonomy places the organism in Eukaryota, Viridiplantae, Streptophyta, Magnoliopsida, Solanales, Convolvulaceae. The transcript is spliced from 19 exons.
GCUUUCUUUGUUUCUUUCUUCUGUGUUGGGACGGCGGGCGCGAGCAGCGAGCCGUUGGGAAAUGUAUGCGCUCAAUCUCCGUCCAUCAAUAUACGAGUUCCCACGCUCGCCCAAUCCCAGAUCUUUACCACAGCUUCACUCGCACAACUCUACUUCCUUCCCUCUGCACCCACAAAUCCCUUCUCCCACUCGAUUCAGUCGGAUUCCCAUCACUUCUUCUACAACUUUCUUUUCUAAUUUUCCGACGGAUUCUCCGGAAAAUGAUGGAGACUACCUCAGCUCUGAUUCAACUCUCAAUGAGACCACAUUGCCGUCUGGCAAGCAGUUCUUGGAAAACGCCUCGUGGAUUGGUCUCGCCACUAUUACUAGCAAAAUUAUGGUGAUCUUUGUUUUGCUAUCCGUCUACUCUAUGUCUUUGUUCUCUCUUUUUCCCUCCUCAUAAGAAAGGUGGAAUUUGUAUCUAUGCCUAUUGCCUAUGCAGGGAUUACUGCGGGAAAUUGUAAUGGCUUCGGUUUUCGGGAUUGGGCCAGUAGCAAUUGCAUUUAGGUGUAAAUGGUCCAAUCCAUAUUACAAUGACUACAACUCUAAGUAAACUUCCCGAGGAGCGUCAAAAGAAGCUAUUUCAGCAUACAAGUAUCAUCUUGUUCCUGGGAGGAAGUGUUUUUGCUGCUCUAGUAUUCAUAUUUGCUGAGUUUAUAAUUCAUGCUUAUGCACCUGGUUUAUGGACCUUGGUAGACGGUGAAACAACUAGAGAAAUAGCUAUUAAGCAGUUGAAAGUAAUGAGUUCCUGCAUAGCUGUUGCUGGACCUAUCGGACUUGGCUAUGCAUAUAUGAGUACAAGGGGUAAAAAUGUCCUUCCUGCUAUUUGCCCCACACUUUCUAGCUUGAUCCUGAUUGCCAGUUGCAUCUUUUAUACUUUCAGUGGACAAGGAAAUGCUCCUUAUUAUGGAGGGAUUCUUUUGUCUUUUGGAGCUGCAUUUGGCUUGUUUUUGCAAUGGGUAAUGCAGGCUCUAGUGCUUAAGGGAGCAUGGCGUAUCAAUGUUCCAUAUCCACAGAUGGAUACAUUAGCCAUCUAUGAUGUCAGCAAGUUUUUCUCAUUGCUUCUGCCAGCAACAUUUACUUCCAGCUUGGAGCAUAUUGCAUCAUUCACUGACCUAUGUUUUGCCUCACGUGUACCUGGUGCAGUGGCAGGUCUCUCAUAUGCAAAUCUUUUGGUGACUGCACCACUUGGACUACUUUCAAGCACAAUUUUACUGCCACUUUUGCCUACUUUCUCCAAACUGGCAAAGAGUGCAUCCUGGACAGACCUCACCGAAAAGCUAAGAAGUGCUAUUCUGCUAUGCAUGGUGGUUCUAUUACCCAUCUUGUCAACUGUGUCCACCUUAGCAGAACCAAUAAUCAGAGUCUUGUUUGAGCGUUUAGCAUUUAAUUCCUCUGCAACUUCUCUAGUAGCUUCACUUUUUAUUUGUUAUUCUAUUGGCACACCAUUCUUCAUUGUUAGAGACCUGUUAGUUGCAGUCUUUUAUUCCCUUGGAGAUGGACAGAGGCCUGUUCUGGUUAGCAUCAGUGCCAUUGCUCUAAAUGCCAUACUGGACUGGUUUUUGGUCUGCAGAUAUUUCCUCGGAGGACAAGGGCUGGCACUUUCAACGUCAGCCACAGCUGCACUUUCAGUUAUUCUGAUCCUUCUUCUUCAGAAGAAGCUAGCAGGAGUAUUCCAUUAUGCUGAACUUAUGUAUCCUGCUUUUCUUCUAAGCAUUUGUUGCCUCGUCUCAAGCCUUACUACUUCCAUCACUCAUGAUUUAUUGGUCCAAAUGUUGACCUCAAUCUGCAGGAAGAGGUUAGGUAGGGUGGUAGAAGCUUUAUCCAUUUGUUUGGCCAGUGCUACUGGAAUCAUCAGCUUCUUUGUUCCAGUUAUAUUGCUUUAUUUUUCAGGAUUUAAGAUGCCUGGUUUAUCAGGGUUGCUGGGCUGGUUAACCAAUAAGCCAGAAACUGUUGCUUAAUUCUCUUGCAAUAUGCCAAAAACAGAAAGCUCUGGAAUCUGGAUUAUCAUUGGGUAGUUGGUAAGUAGUUGUUAGCUGAUUGGGCUAGUGGAUUUGAGUAGUUGAUAGCAUUAGCUGAUUUUAGAAAAGUACUUGGUAAAUUGGCCGAUAAUUACAUGUAAAAUGACUCUAUCAACACUAGGAAUCAAUUGGAGUUAUUUUUUUUUUUUUUAAAAAACAAUAACAUUUUUGUAAAUAACUCAAACUU